AUGGCCAAUCCGCUUGACGUGCCGCCCUACCUCCUCCAACCACUCAUCCCUAGCAUCACUGCGGGGACUGUCACUUGCGCGCAGGCCUUUGGGACCGAAAUAUACGUAGGCUGCUCGAAUGGCGAGCUCCUGCGCUACUCUAUCCAUCCAGACGCAGAUCCCACUAAGCUAGCCACUUACACUCUCCUCUCGCAACAAAGCCUCCCUUCGGGCAAGCAGAUCGACGAGCUCAUCCUCGUACCCUGCAUUGCCAGGGCGUUAAUAUUAUGUGAUCGCCAAGUUCACAUAUAUACCCUCCCUUCGCUUGAUCUCGUUCCGAACAUCAAACCCAUCCGCCAUGUUGAAGCUCUCGCAGUCGACCAUAAUCAUCUUCAGCGCCCCGCCGCCACCUCCCUUACCACCAGAGCCACUUCCAUGUCAACAAAUUUUCCUACCGACCGAGGGAAAAAUGAUGCUAUCGAGAUGUGCGUGAUAAAGCGCAACAAUAUCGCAAUGUUUAGCUUGGGCGAGGAGAAGUUAACAUAUACGAAGGAUAUUCCCUUCCGAACUGAAGCUCCCCGUGCUCGGCGUUCAGGGCAUCAUCUGUGCAUUGCAACCGCAGAUCUUUACAGUAUAAUCGAUCUUGCGAGCGCGCAGAUGUUUGAGCUACUCCCGGUGACCCAGGUCCAAGGCACAGAGGGUACGAUUAAACCACAUAUCCUCGUGAUAUCUCCGUCUGAGUUCCUUAUACUGAGCUGGACGGGCGGGAGCACACUUGGUGUGUUCAUUACCGGUGAGGGUGAUCCUACGCGUGGAACACUUCAGUGGCCAGCGCAUCCGGUGUCCAUUUGCCUCGACUAUCCCUACCUAACGACACUUCUUCCAAACGGCACAAUCGAAGUGCACAGUGUUGAAACGCAGGCGCUUAUCCAAACCAUCUCUGCGCCCGAUUUUAACGAAGGAAGGAGACCGGGCUUGGUCUCGUGCCUCGCUGGUUAUGCAGCGCCCACCUCCGAGCGUGUGGACAAGAUGAGGAAGGUGAAAGUUGGGCUGUCGGGCGAUGAGGAGGUCCUUCAAGGUCAUGAAGAGAAACUGGAGGAAGUUGAGAAAGAGAAAGAUACAGAAGUCCCAAGUUUGUCUAUAUGA
This is a messenger RNA of Suillus paluster, 1125 nucleotides long. RefSeq names its product CNH domain-containing protein. Gene Ontology annotation, biological process: vesicle-mediated transport; endosomal vesicle fusion; autophagy. The transcript has 8 exons. Lineage: Eukaryota; Fungi; Basidiomycota; Agaricomycetes; Boletales; Suillaceae. The record is from RefSeq and is a predicted model, not a curated record. The coding region runs from base 1 to 1125 and encodes 374 amino acids. Gene Ontology annotation, cellular component: fungal-type vacuole membrane; cytoplasm.